CUUCUCUUCUCUUUCUCAGGAGUUAUAUAGAAGCGAGGUUGGAGCUUUUUGGAUAGAGAGAGCUAGAGAGAGAAGAGGGGGAAUGGCGAAGCUCUACGUGCAGGCGGUGCCGCCGGCGGAUCUGAACAAGAACACGGAGUGGUUCAUGUAUCCGGGGGUGUGGACCACUUACAUCCUUAUCCUCUUCUUCUCCUGGCUCCUCGUACUCUCUGUCUUCGGUUGUACCCCUGGAAUGGCGUGGACCGUUGUCAACCUCUUCCAUUUCGCUGUUACUUAUCUCUUCUUCCACUGGAAGAAGGGAACUCCUUUUGCUGAAGACCAGGGUAUGUACAAUUCUUUGACUUGGUGGGAGCAGAUGGACAAUGGCAAGCAACUGACACGUAACAGAAAAUUUUUGACUGUUGUACCUGUGGUCCUGUACUUGCUAGCCUCCCACACAACUGAUUACCAAAAUCCAAUGCUUUUCCUCAAUACACUUGCAGUAAUGGUGCUGGUAGUUGCCAAAUUCCCAAACAUGCACAAAGUCCGCAUCUUUGGAAUCAAUGCAGAUCAUUGAGCAGCAUUGCACAUGAAAGAUAUCUUACCUGAUAUCUCUUUUGGUUGAUAAAACGAUCCUUGUACGAUAUAUUGUCAGACAGCAUCCAGUUCUGCAUCAUCAUAGUAAGUCUCAGUAGAUGUUCUUGUUAUCCCUGUACAAAAUUGUCAGAAAAUAAGAAAUUGUAUUUGUGCUACUCUUAAUAUUUUUAAGCUAUUUGUAGACUCUAUGUUAUGUUUCAUCCAUCUGAUUACGGCAAUCAGUGAAAUCUUCCUCUUCUUUGUAGGCAA
Molecule: messenger RNA, 825 nt
Organism: Elaeis guineensis (African oil palm)
Lineage: Eukaryota; Viridiplantae; Streptophyta; Magnoliopsida; Arecales; Arecaceae
Cellular component (GO): endoplasmic reticulum membrane
Source: RefSeq, a predicted model, not a curated record